Acaromyces ingoldii is the source of this 2101-nucleotide messenger RNA. RefSeq lists its product as hypothetical. Bases 463 to 1884 code for a protein of 473 amino acids. Lineage: Eukaryota; Fungi; Basidiomycota; Exobasidiomycetes; Exobasidiales; Cryptobasidiaceae. The transcript has a single exon. The record is from RefSeq and is a predicted model, not a curated record.
CUUCACAACGAUAAACGAACGUCUUCACUCGAGUCGGUAGGGAGUAGGACAGACGAGGAAUUAAAAGGCGAAAAAGAGACAUAGUAGGAACAAGAGGGGCUGGACCACGCCUAGCCUACGCCGCCUAUCGUAGCUUGCUCCCCUCCGACUUGUGCUCCUCCGGCGUUAGGAGUUGAGUCGAUCGCAGCUAGCAACCGCAGCCGCAGCCGCAGCGUCAGCACCAGCACCGACAGCAGCGCCCCCGACGUCUUCUGAAUUGGGCAGGCGCCUUGGCAAGGCAAGCUGAGCCCGCUCACGGACCUCCUCGGCGUAUAUUCCUUUCUUCCCAAAUUUCUUCUCCCUCCCUCUUUUCUUCUUCUUCUCUUUCUUCGCUCCUUCGCAUCCCUGCCACUCCCUGCCACUCCCUGCCCCUUCCAGCCCUACUUCAUCAAAACAACGCGGCGUUGGGCGCUGAUAAGCACGAUGGACAUCUUCGCUUCUUCUGCCUCCCCCUCCCUCUCUACGGCAACCUCGCCAGGCCCCAUCAGCCUGGCUGCGACGCACUACCGCCAGAAGCACCAACGCUACUCGAACGCUUCGUCGCCCAGGAUGCAAGACUUUGAUGAAGAUUGGGACGAGGCCACCGUCUACUUUCCCACCUUUGCGCGUAGAGGCUCACAGCAGGCGCCGCCCAGCCUCGAAUCGGGCUUCCUCAGCGGCAAUGAGCUGUUUGAGCACGACGACGCCACCGCGAGCGAGGCUCGCUCGUCGCAGAAGAGGCUCAGCACGGCCGACUUGGCCAUGAUCUGGGACGAGGAGGACAGGGACGACGACCACCGCGACUACGACGAGGAAUACGACGAUGAAGAGGCCGAAGACGACGACGACGACGACGAGCGAGCAUCAUCAGAGGGAGACGCCGUGAGGGAGCGACCGUCGGCGCACACAUCUCGUCGCACGUCCAACUGCUCUGCCUCGACUGCGGCCACGAGCGUGUCUACCUCGACUAUGUCGCCAACGCUUGCCUUUGCGCGUCGCCCGUCCAACUGCGUUGGCUCGCCCCCCAACGCCCAGCUCAGGAGGUCUGGCCAGCCGGCCUCUGCGGCGACUACGACGGCGACCGCACCCACGACUAGCACCCGGAUCGUCCCGCCUCUCUCGCCCAGGCAGACGCAGGCGGCACUUCGCCGUGACAUCAGCAUUCACUCUGCGCUCUCACUCCAUGCCGGUGGAUCUCUGUCGACGGCGUCGAGCAACAGCAGCGCCAUCAGUGGAGGCAAUACCGGUCGCUCCGUCAGCCCUCGCAGCGCUCGUUCGACGCCUCCCACCCCUCGCAGCAUCACCGAGGACGGGCCUGCCACGGCGGUUGCGACAACUACGACGACAGCGGGAGCAGCAACAGUGACGACGAACAGCAGCCGUGAGACACUCAAAGAUGCAGGCAAGCUCCAUCGCAGUCCCACGCUGCCCAAGACGAGGCACGACGGCAAAGCCAAAGCAGCACUUGCCAACCCGGCGACGGUGGCCUUUACCGCAGCUGAGCUCAUCGCUGGUCGCAAGCGCAGCUCCACCGGUCCGCCUGCCUAUGCCUCGUCCUCCACGACUCCCCCCAUGAUCCGGGCCAAGUCGGACUUGAUCGUGGGCCAGCGCCAGCACCGUCCUCGCCAGCCGGCUCAGGCUCAGUCCAACGCACGCGAACCGUCUCCCAUCCCGUCGCCGCCAGCCAGACCGAGCGGCCUGACGCCUUCGCCAAGCCGCCCUGCCAAAGCGACGACGACGGUCGAAUGGCAAGAGCCUUCGAUCCUCCGAAGGCACACCUGCAGCCAUCCCCAGCGGGCGUCCAGGGCCAUUCACGUUCUCCGUCGGUCCUCCAAGGGUGCAACACCGGUCGACCCGCGACCCUGAAUGACCCACCGUCGUUGUCGCUCAAUCUCCUUCACUACGCACGCUCUCCGUCCUCUACAUCUCUGCAAUCAUCGUCCUGUUCCGUCACAUCUCACUCACAAGAAUCGUCUCAAUCAUCACACACUCACAUACACACUUCAAUCAAGGCUCUCAUCAUUCUUCUUCAUCUCUACUUCUUUCGCUGUUAAUCGGUCUUAACCUUCGUCUCUCCUUGUAU